GAGUAGCCAUUUUCCUCGAACCGUGUGACAAGAUAAUCAACUUUACUCGCUUUCCAGAUCAACACGCAGAUUAAUAGGCAAUCACGAUGACGGAGAGACAAUUAGAUUGUGCACUUGAUUUAAUGCGCAGAUUACCCCCUCAACAAAUAGAGAAAAACCUUAGUGACCUCAUUGAUUUGGUACCAGCAUUAUGUGAAGAUUUAUUAUCCAGUGUUGACCAGCCGUUAAAAAUAGCCCGUGAUAAAACUGUAGGAAAAGAUUAUUUAUUAUGUGAUUAUAAUAGAGAUGGUGAUUCAUACAGAUCCCCAUGGAGUAAUAGUUAUGAUCCACCUCUAGAAGAUGGGGCAAUGCCCUCAGAUAGACUUCGCAAUUUAGAAGUAGAAGCUAAUAAUGCCUUUGACCAGUAUAGAGAAAUGUAUUUUGAAGGAGGUGUAUCAUCAGUUUAUUUAUGGGAUUUAGAUCAUGGGUUUGCUGGGGUCAUUUUAAUUAAAAAAGCUGGAGAUGGCUCUAAGAAAAUUAAAGGUUGUUGGGACUCAAUUCAUGUUAUUGAAGUACAGGAAAAAUCUAGUGGUAAAAGUGCCCAUUAUAAAUUAACAUCAACUAUUAUGUUAUGGUUACAAACUAAUAAAGAAGGUAGUGGUACCAUGAAUCUAGGUGGCUCUUUAACUAGACAGGUAGAAUCUGAUGCUUCAGUUAGUGAAGCUUCACCCCAUAUAGUUAAUAUAGGUAAAAUGGUAGAGGAAAUGGAGAAUAAAAACCGCACUGUAUUGAAUGAAAUUUAUUUUGGAAAAACAAAAGACAUUGUGAAUAGUUUACGUUCAUUUAAUACACUAGAAGAGAAGAAAAAGGGGGCAGCUUUACAGAAAGAUUUAGUUGCAGCCCUAGCAAAAAGAUCCCAAGCCCAGUGACACUACAAUAUUUUUAAAGAUAAGAUGUAUUAUAUUCCAAUUAUUUUUCAAUUAUUUGUCUAGCCUGCUGGUUUGAACUGUCUAAUGGCUUCACGAGAUUUCUACGCAUCAGGAUCAAAAUAUAAAGUAAUUGUGUGUGGAUAAAGAAUUAUUAUUUGAAGUUAUUAGAACCAGAAAGGUAGUUAUAGAUCAAUAUCAGUGCUAUAUAGAGGUACUUUCAUUCCAUAGCGUUAGUUACUCAAUCUUAAGUUUUUUUAAACAGUAAAUGAGAAUGUAAAGUGUGACUGGAUGUUCAGUACAUUCUUUUCGGAACUGGUUAAAAGAAUUCAAGCUGAUGAUAUGUUGAAAUGGAAGCACCUUUAUAAAAUUAUUUUUGCAAUUCAUCUUAAAAUAUAAAUAGUAUUCAUGUACCGUACCAAAUGCAACCAACAUGUGAACAAUUAUAUCGUAUACGAGACUUGAUAUCUUUAGGGUCCACUACUUAUUUAUAAUCAUUAUUACACUUCUUCAAUCUAUUCCAAAUCAGCAGAGAGUAACCAAAGCAUUCUAUGAAAAAAUUCAUUUCGAGCACAGUAGCACAUAAAUAACGUGUAAUUUCAACAAUGGUCUUUAUUAAUCAAUUGUAAAAAAGUCAUUUAAUAUGUACAUAUUUGCCUUCAGAGCAAUGUUUUCUAUUUUUCUGCUUAGCGCUGUUGGUAUAUUAUAUUAUUUUUCGUAAAAGGCCUGGUGCUUUUGUUAAAAUUGUAAAGCCGUUUACACCAUGAAAAACCAUGAGACCAAUCACAAUGAUGAUAAAAAACCUACUAGAAUGGAUUUAUUUAUCUGGCUUUGUGUUACUUUUUAUCAUUAAUAGAUGAAAAUAAAGAUACAAUGUUCUUGAAUGAUGGUUUCAAAGUAAAUCAUGUGCAUCUAAAUAGACUUUGAAUAGUAUUUCUUCUGCUUUGGAUGAAGUCUGCUUUUAGAUUUGGCUUCUAUUUAUUUAGUUUCUAUGUAGAGAAUGUUAGAUAUUAAAACACACAGUAUUUUAUUAUGGUUAUGUACAAAAUAUCAUGAGUCUUUAUUUGUGUUCAAAUUUGUUAUGAGGGUGGUGAUAUUCUGAGCCCAAUUUUUCAAAAAAUAUUAGGAUCAGUUUUGUCGUAAGUAUGGUAUUUCAAUAUGUAAAAUUCCACAGAUACGACAAAUUCAUAUAAGAUUUUUGACUCAUUGUUAACUCUUAAUUGUCUAAACCGGACGAUUUAAGCAGAGGUUAGGCAGACAUUUAAGCUCUUUUGUAUGAUGUCUACACACCUUUCAUUGGUCAUUGUAUUUGAGUAGGGAGAGCUUAUUUUCCCUUCAACUUGUGUUAAAGAUUAAGAGUCUGGCUGUUUCAGAUUAUUCAAAUGUAAAAGUGUCAUAAGAAUUGGGAAUGUAUUAACAUAGUGAUGUAUGUUUUGUUGAUUACUGACUCUAAAGAGUAGGAGAAGAUCAUAGAUUUAUAUAUAAAUCAUAUCUGGUUCAUGUUUCAAAUUAGGUCAAUCCCUGUCAAAUUAUUUUGGUUCAGUUUUUCCCCAGAUUGUGGAUUAUGAACAACUUUUUGUUUAUUCUAAUAAUGAGCUAUAUUUAUGAAAUUACUGCUUUGUUAGGAUAUGAAUGUUAUGUUAAAGAUUGUGUAGUUAUACUUGUCCUGCUCAAAACAAACAAUAUCCUUUGUAAAUAACCUUUCAUAUCACUUCUGUUGUAGUUAGAACAAUAACAGUUAUCAUAUAUAAAAUCAAUAUUUGUAAUGAAUCAUAAAAGGAGCUUAAAAUUGUUUAUUACUUAUUUUUAAAUCACAAUUGCCAGUAAUGAAAUAAUACUAAAGUAUAUAGUUCACUUGAAAUUGUGCUUUAACAUUUUGCAAUAAGAUAUUUGCAGUAGUGGAUUUGAUAGGUAUAUACAAAAUUUGUUACGAUGAUUCAAACUGUUACAAAGUAACUUAUUUAGGAAUGGCAAUUCCAAGGUUUAUAUUUUAACCCAACCAAAGAUUUGAUAUUGACGAUGAUUAAACUCACAUACCAUGCCAUGGUAGAGCUAUGUCCCUUUUCUCCUGUGAUGUCAAUGUCAAGGGAUUAAUGACAAACCUGAUUUUGAGAUAGAGAAGUAAAUUUAAUUAUGAGUGUAACUAUCAAUGGAAGUAAAAUGAUCAUGUAGUAUGAUAUUAAAUAAUAAAGAUAAUGUAAUUAUUAAGAUAACCAUUAAUAAAACCUGUAUAUUACUGUAUAUGAUUAUCAGAUUAAGUUUUAUUUCAAUAUAUUAUGCUAAUCAUUA
Molecule: messenger RNA, 3194 nt
Organism: Lottia gigantea (owl limpet)
Lineage: Eukaryota; Metazoa; Mollusca; Gastropoda; Lottiidae
Exons: 8
Coding region: 87-908 (273 amino acids)
Biological process (GO): cell morphogenesis; actin cytoskeleton organization; regulation of lamellipodium assembly
Cellular component (GO): F-actin capping protein complex; cytoplasm
Molecular function (GO): actin filament binding
Source: RefSeq, a predicted model, not a curated record